This is a messenger RNA of Polistes dominula (European paper wasp), 4282 nucleotides long. RefSeq lists its product as uncharacterized. Lineage: Eukaryota; Metazoa; Arthropoda; Insecta; Hymenoptera; Vespidae. Gene Ontology annotation, molecular function: DNA-binding transcription factor activity, RNA polymerase II-specific; RNA polymerase II cis-regulatory region sequence-specific DNA binding. Gene Ontology annotation, biological process: regulation of transcription by RNA polymerase II. Gene Ontology annotation, cellular component: cytoplasm. The record is from RefSeq and is a predicted model, not a curated record.
CCUUGUUUCCGUGAACGCGAGGGACGAACGAAACGGCGCGUCCCACGUAUUUGAUGCGUGCCCCGCGCGCACACGUACACGAACUGUUCUAUCGUAACAAGCACACAUACUUACGUUAACGCGUCCUCCUGUCCGCGCCUACCAAGCAGUCACGUUGCGAAUUGCGCUUGAUCCCAAACGAUCAUCAUCCUCCUCCUCCUCGUGUGAUAUCGUGUUUUGCUAUUUCGAACUAAUGUUGUUGUGAACGUGAAUUCACUUUGCUGAAAACUUUUGUGUAUAUGCUCGAGUGUUCUCGAACCCCUUUCCCCUCUAACUUCUUCGUCGAAAAUCAUUUUUCAUUUUGGCGGCAAUUUCGAACAUUAGCAUUUUUUUUUAUUAUUUAUUAGAAUAAAUAUUUUAAUGUCAAAAAUACGUGUAAGAUUAGUUUCAGGAAAAAAGGAAUGCAACAGUAAUGUAGUGAUGUGGCGGCGAGUGUUGGUAGUAUAGUUGUGUAGUGCUAUUAACGGAGUAGUAGUGUUAGGUAGUAGUGGUAGUGCAGUAGUGUAGUAGGACUGGUGUGUGAGAGAGAGAGUGAGAAUCGAAGAAAGAAGUUAGUAUUAAAUGUGCAGUCGAUGCAUGAGGUUGUUGUAAGGAGAUAUCUUGUAGAAAAAAAAAUAUAACAAUGCUACCUGCUCGAACUACUUGCAAGGAGCGCAUUGAAUAUAGCGCGUAAGAACACUUUCGAAAGUACUGAUCGGUUCGAGAAGGAUUAUUUAAUAAGAUUAAUAAUUAUUAUACGAAGAUGUUUGUUUCACUGUAAAAAAAAUUGAAGAGACGCAUUUUAAGGUUAGGUUUGUAAAAGAGAAAAAAAGGUGGCUCUGGGAAGGAAAUUUAGUUUUAUACAAAGUGCAAUAGAAGGAUUGUGAAAGUGGGGGGAGGAGAGGAAAGGGUAGAGCGCGCGUAGAAGCAGAGUGGACGACCAGCAACGGAAGAGGAAGGGGCGGUGGUGGAAGUGGCGGCGGGAACGGGAAGAGGAAGAGGUGGUGGAGGCGGCAGCAGUGCUGUUUCGUAGAGCCAGAGCACGUGUUGGCCGAGAAUUAGGUGGAGUCCCAUGUGCAAAGUGGGUGGAGGCUGCCGCAUCGUGAGGCUGCCUUCCGCGCGUUAUAUCGCAAGUACGUGAGCCUCAGUAAUAGUGAAGUGUGCAGACAGAAAAUAAAGUGGUUUUUCAUUAUUACAAUAACAACUUCUAUCGCGGGAGAAUGCUGAAAAAUGAAAUCCUAGCAUAAAAACUGUAGACGUCAAAUUGAUUUUCAAGUUUAUACCAAUUUACUUGGCUAAAGUAAAAAAUAAAUAUUUUCAUGAUGAAGCGCAGUGUUGAUGGAAGAGCUAUCACUCAAGAAGAGAUCGAUGACCAAGACCCUUUACAAUCGCAAGCUUCUCAACAUCAAGAUGAAGCCGAGCAGCAACAGUUGGAUCAACAACAGCAAACGGCUCAACCACAAAUUAGAUUUUUAAGUUCCAACAUGUUACAACAACUUCAGCAGCAACAACAAGAUAUUCAGCAGCAAGCGCAACAGCAACAACAGCAACCACAGGUUAUUACUCUACAACAACUGCAAAAUUUUGUGCCUUUACAAGCCCAACAACCGCAACAUGAUCAACAAAGGACGCAAACAAUUUCUGUACAAUCUUUGCCUCAGCAAUUUAUACAGGGUGCACAAAUACUUGGUACUCAAGCUCAAGCAGCGCUUCAGCAACAGCAACAGCAAGCACAGCAACAUCAGGCACAACAACAAACGACACAACCGCAGCAACAGCAACAGCAGCAACUUAGUUAUAAUGUGAUACCACAAAUGCAAGCUGUAAAUAUUGAAGGGGGAGAAACUAUAUUCCUUCCAUGUUCUGCGAUGUCGGGUGCUGCAGCUCAUCAUCAAACACAGCCUACAAUGCAAUUUGCUACUGCUAAUGGACAGCAAGUACAACUGGCCAGUCAACAAGUGCAAUUGGCUAAUGGCCAAACUAUUAUAACACCGCAACCUGUCAGUCUUAUAAGAGCACCUGGAGUAUUUCCUACUUCUAUCAUUCAAAACAUUGCUGGUCAAACAGUUCAAUUGCCUACAGGACAAAGUGUUCAAGUAAGACCAUUACAAUUUCCUAUGCAACAUGUUCAGCAAACUGUGCCUGUUCAAGUACCAGUCACUGCCAGUAAUGGACAGACUGUCUAUCAAACUGUGCAUUUUCCUGUUCAAGCUUUAUUAAGUGUCUUUAAUAUGCCAGCUACACAAAUGAUACCACAAAUUACACAACAAAUUCCUCAGAUGGCUCAGAUUAUUACACCAAACGGACAGAUUCAACAAGUUCAGAUUGCAAAUUUACCACAACUACAAAGUUUACAAAGUCAACAAGUAACGCAAAUGGCUCAACAAGUUGCUCAACAGCAAGCACAGCAGCAAGUGGUACAAUCAGUACAGCAGCAACAUGCAGUUCAAGCGCAAGUUCAACAGCAACAACAAGCUGCUGUACAAGCGCAAGUACAACAGCAACAACAACAGCAGCAGCAACAACAACAACAGCAACAACAACAACAAGUCGUACAAGUAAUACAGCAACAACAACAGCAACAACAGCAGCAACAACAACAACAACAGCAGCAGCAACAACAACAGCAGCAACAACAACAGCAACAACAACAGGUUCAACAAGUAUCAGUUCAACAGCAAUCAUCAGCACCAUCUUCUACAGUAGCAACGUGGAGUACAACUGUUACAACUCCAAGUAAUGUUCAGGUACUUGGUAUUGGUUCACUUGCAAGGCCUAUGCCAGGAAACAGCAGUGUAAUUACGACGAAGGAUGGCCAGAAAAUUGAUGUACAGACAUUAACUGCUUUAACAAGACCCCCUGAAACAAUUGAAGGUGAUAUAAAAUUGACAAAUAUAGACGCAAGUCAAUUGGCUAAUCAAAUUAUACAUAUUCCAACUGCACAAUCUGCGCAAACUACAGUUCAACCAAACACGAUAGCAGGUGCCCAAGGUCAACAGCUUACUCUAAUUCCUGCAUCUGCUCUAGCAAAUUUAACCGCUCAACAAGGAAAUAUGAUGAGAAGUGUUGGUAGCGGGAGUAUAAUGCAACUGCAACCAGCUGCUGGAAUGAAUACUACAAAUGGAUUUCUUCAGUCGAUACCUCUACAAAAUAUUCCAGGUUUAGGAAAUGUACAAGUAAUACCAGCAAGUGCGUUACAGCCUGCUACUGUACAAACUUUACCUACUGCUGCUGCAGCACCUAUUGUCGCUGCUCCAGCCUUACAAUUAGAAUCAAGUGAUCCAUCUAAGUGGCAAAUUCUACAAACAUUACAACCAAACGGAACGCUUACAACGUCAGCUCCUACAUCACAUCAGCAUCAAAUAACAACUGCAACCAAUGCUAGCGUAGAUACAGAUACUAAUAAGCAACAUCGAAAAAGGGUGGCUUGUACAUGUCCUAAUUGCGGUGAUGGUGAUAGAAAUAGGGACAUGACUCGAAAACGUCAGCACAUUUGUCACUAUGCUGGUUGUAAUAAAGUUUAUGGGAAAACAAGUCAUCUUCGGGCUCAUAUAAGAUGGCACACUGGGGAACGACCAUUUAUUUGUAAUUGGAUAUUUUGUGGAAAAAAAUUUACAAGAUCAGACGAAUUACAACGGCAUCGUAGGACGCAUACUGGAGAGAAACGAUUCCAGUGUCCUGAGUGCACGAAAAAGUUCAUGCGAUCAGAUCACCUGACAAAACAUAUUAAAACGCAUACAAAAAUUCGUAGUACGGAAGCUGCUACUUCCACCCAGGAAGGCUCCUCUGAAAGCCAAUCUUCCGCGGAAGAAAAAAUUAUAAUUGGUCUUCAUAAAACAGAGCCAGAACAAGGAGUGAUUAUUUUAUCAGAACCAAUAGAUGAAAUGAAAAAUGAUACGAUCAAGCAUAUUACAAACGAAUAACAUGUUAAUAAUGUCUUUUACAUUUGAAUUUCCUAAUGGAGCUUAAAAAAAAGUUACAUCAAAUGAACUUUCUAGUAUUUACAUAUGUAUAUAUUAAGUUUAUAGAUAUAACUUGUGUAUAUAAAUUAGCUGUCUAAGUUAUUGGGUUAUCUGGUAAGUUGGUUAUUACGAACUUUCUAGAUAACUCAAUAUAUUAACAAUAAUAGCUUGCACAGAUUAUCGAAGUUAUUUUCUCUAAAAAAAGAAGAAUUGUAAUUGAAAAAAGUUUUUACAGGAAUUGUAGUAAUUAAUAAGUUAUAUAAUCUAUUUUUUUAUUGGAAAAAAAAAAAAAUGUAAAUAUG